AUGAUAACUGGUUCUGCUCAUAAUAAGUUGCAAAGGGAGGCGUUGGAGUAUAUGAGAUUGAUGAUAAAUGAGGGACUAAAGCUGAAUUCUAUUAUUCUUACUACUAUUCUUCCGGCGGCUUUAAAGCCUGAUCUUGUAACUGUCGCCAUUGUUCUCUCUGUUUGUGGGAAACUGAAAGUGUUAAAGCAAGGAAAAGAGAUUCAUGCUUAUGCAGUGAAAAAUGGUUUUGUGCCUAAUGCAUCUGUAAGUACGCGCCUAAUGAUGAUGUACUCACAAUGUGGUUUGCUUCAACAUUCAUCUAGAGUUUUUGAUAUCAUGGAGAACAGGAAUGUUAUAGCAUGGACACUCAUGUCAUAUAUCGACGCUGGGUGUCUUGAAGAAGCGAUUGGUGUUUUCCGGUCAAUACAGCUGCCAAAGCACCGGACGGACGCUGUUGCAAUGGGAAGGAUUUUAGCAAAUUAA
Messenger RNA from Capsicum annuum, 462 nucleotides. RefSeq names its product pentatricopeptide repeat-containing protein At1g71460, chloroplastic-like. Bases 1 to 462 code for a protein of 153 amino acids. The transcript is spliced from 2 exons. The record is from RefSeq and is a predicted model, not a curated record. Gene Ontology annotation, biological process: RNA modification. NCBI's taxonomy places the organism in Eukaryota, Viridiplantae, Streptophyta, Magnoliopsida, Solanales, Solanaceae. Gene Ontology annotation, molecular function: protein binding; RNA binding.